This is a messenger RNA of Sarcophilus harrisii (Tasmanian devil), 1648 nucleotides long. It is a transcript of the gene NHLH2, whose product is annotated as nescient helix-loop-helix 2. Lineage: Eukaryota; Metazoa; Chordata; Mammalia; Dasyuromorphia; Dasyuridae. Gene Ontology annotation, molecular function: protein dimerization activity; RNA polymerase II cis-regulatory region sequence-specific DNA binding; DNA-binding transcription factor activity, RNA polymerase II-specific. Gene Ontology annotation, biological process: regulation of transcription by RNA polymerase II. Bases 34 to 441 code for a protein of 135 amino acids. The record is from RefSeq and is a predicted model, not a curated record. The transcript has a single exon.
UUUUUUUUUUUAACCCAAUCCCCAGCCUCCAAAAUGAUGCUCAGUCCGGACCAAGCUGCCGACUCGGACCACCCCAGCUCCGCUCCCUCGGACCCCGAGUCGCUGGGCGGACCGGACGCUAAGGUGCUGGGCAGCGUGUCGGACCUGGAGCCAGUGGAGGAGAGCGAGGCCGAUGGCAAGGGAGGCAGCCGAGCCACGCUCUACCCGCACCCGCAGCAGCUGAGCCGCGAGGAGAAGCGGCGCCGCCGCCGAGCCACCGCCAAGUACCGCUCGGCCCACGCCACCCGGGAGCGCAUCCGCGUGGAGGCCUUCAACCUGGCCUUCGCCGAGCUCAGGAAACUGCUGCCCACCCUGCCCCCGGACAAAAAGCUCUCCAAGAUCGAGAUCCUGCGCCUGGCCAUCUGCUACAUCUCUUAUCUCAACCAUGUGCUAGACGUGUAGGGACUGGGGUCCAGAGGGAGCCGGCUCGUCUGUCUCUGAGGCCUGGACAGACCGAGGCGGCCGCGGCCGGGACAGUGGUAUUGGGGUUGCAGGAGGACGCAAUGCUGCUGCUGCUGCUGCUGCUGCUGCCGCCCUGGAAUGACUUUGCGAGGGGAGAAGCUUGGAAAAUACUCUGCCUAGGGAGAAGGGAAAGGUGGGGCCCCCCCUUCUGACCUCGAUGGGGUGGGAGGGAAAAGGGGAGCAUUGCGAUUCCGGGGAUGCAAAAAGGUUUUUUUGUUUUUGUUUUUCGGGCCAGGAGUACCUCAUGAACCCCAGCUGAGAUAGCCACCUCCAGGCCGCCUCUCUUCUGACUGUCUAUUACUAUCCCUUGCAUGGGUCAGCUUGAGCUAACUCGAGGGCUUGCAUUUUUUUUUCACCCUGAUCUACCACCCCAUCUUUUCUUUUCUCGUUUAAAGGAGGAAGGCAAAAGCGUGUCUUAGGCUAGUGGAAAUUUUUCUCCUUGAAAAAAAAAUCACCAGUCAGAAAAAAAAAAAAAAAAAAAAAAAAAAAGAAAACCUCUUCCACUGUGGAGAUUAAGGGCCCUUUCAAAAGCUUUUCUUUCUGUAGUGACAAGAAAUGAUGUAGAAAACUGGCAAAAACAAACAAAACAAACAUACAAACAAAAAGCAAGUUGGCUGUUUUGCAAGGCUAAAAAGAGAACCAGGAGGAAAUAAACACAUUGUGAGGAGAUUUGAACUUGGCAAGAUCUUAGCUGCAAGAUAUGAAUAUAGAAAGGAAAAAAAAUCCAUAUUUACAUGGAUAAUUUAAUAUCAAAUUGCUUUUUCAGGCUAAGUGCCCCUUUACAUAUCCAAAAACAUCUACUUGUGACCUUAAACAUGUGACCCAUGGGUGCAGUUAGAAAAUAAUAACAGAACUAUUUUUUAUUUAUGUUAUAAGGAGUAGACUAUUUUUUUCAAAACAUUUAUUUUUCAGAGUGGUGACAAUUUUACUUUGGAUACUUUGUGCCAAUUUAUUUCUAUAGUCGAGUGUUUACACUUUUUCCUGUGGAAUAAUUAUGUCUAACUUUUUAAGUGUUUGUUGGGGUUAUCCAGUGGUCUUCAUUUUGCGCCAAUUAUAUUGCACUUGUAUGACAAACGCUCCUCCCUGUUUCUAAACAUAUUUUAUAUAUUCAGAUGUUUGUUCUUGAAAGUUUUUUUUUUUGUGUGUG